Molecule: messenger RNA, 375 nt
Organism: Mesorhabditis spiculigera
Lineage: Eukaryota; Metazoa; Nematoda; Chromadorea; Rhabditida; Rhabditidae
Source: the annotation of a GenBank genome assembly
AUGUCGAGCUGCCACAAGUUGCGCAGCCUAAUCCUCGCCCUCACCAUUUUGAGCCCCAAAAUGGUCUCGGCAGCAUCAUCAACGCCCAUCCCCUUGCCGGUCGGCUUCAACUGGGACAUGCUGUGCAAUGGGUGCAUGAAACUUGUCAAGAUGGCCGAAGAGCUGGCACUGCAAGAUGUUGAAGACUAUCUCCGAGAAAUGAUCGAUACCGUCUGCAUUCCAUCGCUUGUCCUCUACCCUUCCUGCACCAAAUACUUCAAAGAGCAUGUCCACCAAUUGGCCGACUUGGUCAGGGCUAAGAUUGGGCCUCGUCAGGCAUGCCAGGCCGUUCACAUGUGCCCGCAGGACCCGACCACCCGAAAGCCUACACUCCAC